Molecule: messenger RNA, 10770 nt
Organism: Mytilus trossulus (common blue mussel)
Lineage: Eukaryota; Metazoa; Mollusca; Bivalvia; Mytilida; Mytilidae
Exons: 24
Coding region: 377-5374 (1665 amino acids)
Biological process (GO): activation of GTPase activity
Molecular function (GO): protein binding; guanyl-nucleotide exchange factor activity
Source: RefSeq, a predicted model, not a curated record
AGUUGACCCAUGUCGCACCUUGUCAAAAUUAUAUUGUGAGUCAAUAAGACAUCUUUCUUCCGGAUAUAUUUAAGAGAUAAAAUGUUCAAAUUUGAUUACAGUAAGAAGAUUAUAAAUGUGCAUCAUUAGAAUUUUCAAUUAGAUGUAGCCAAUCUCAUUGUGAACGUCCGUUAACUUUAUAAGAAAGAACCCAAUAUUUCCUGGUGUAACUUGAGAACAUGCAGACGAUGAAUAAAGGAAAGAUUUCAAGAGCUUUUGACCCCAGUAGUCAUGUGACCUAGUAAUAUGGAGGAUAUACACUAAUUAUGUGACGUUUAGUUAUAAUUCAAAUUUAUUUAGAUGAUAGUGCAAUAAAUAGUUUAUAAAAAUUACAACAAUGGAAAAUUUAGAUUCAAAAUCAACAAAAACAGAAAGUAGAGAGGAUGCUAAAACAGGGAUUAGGUAUAGAAUGACCAAAACAAAACCAGCUAAUUUUAGCGAUUUGAAAGCUAAAUUUGACUCUGCUGGUGGUGUGAACGCCACUAAUGUAAAGAAUACAAAAGUCUCAACCACAACAACAAGUAAACAAGAAGUACAGACAACACAGCGUUUCCAAAGAAAUUCAGCUUUAAGAGCAUCUAAAGAAAAAUCAGAUGAUGAUUUGAAAGAUUUAUUGUCACAUACUAAGUUUACAAUCGGUGCCGAAGGUGAAACGGUUGAGCCAAAGAUGGCUGUUUCUAAAGUUUUCCGUGGAAGUGGGAACAAAGUUUGUCAGGCAACGGUGGAAAAUAAACUUCAGAGGCACGACUCUGGUGAAAUGUCUUUAGCGCCAUCAAAUAAGAACGCUGCCAUGUCAAUUCUUAGUACAAAUUUAGCUUUAGCAAGAAUUCGGCCAGGUUCUGGUGGUAAGAAAGAGGACAAUUUGUCUGGUAAUAUACAACAAAGUUUUAAUGUUUUGUCCAAAAACUCUCAAAGCACUGUCACAACCACAAGUUCCCACAGGGAGACAAAUAUAUCAGGAACAAAAACAGAGUCUCGAUCAUAUACGAGCAAAUAUUCAUCUACUUCCUCACAAAGUUCUCUUCCCAAGGAACCAGGAUUAAGCUUUUCAAAAGAUACGACGGAAACCAGUCAUGAUAAAUUAAGUCGGAAUAAUUCUUCUGGUUCUGACUUGUCAGACACUAGGUCAAAUGUAUCGAGGAAUAAUAGUUUUAAUAAAAUUAGUGCCAAUUCUAAACCACGUCCUUUCAGUCCAAAUACAAAAAAGACUUCAGAAACUAGUGUGACUCAGAUAGUUCAAAAGCAAAGAAGUCUGACAAGGACUUCCUCCGCAGGGUCUGAAGAUGCUCGCCCUGAAUGGCUCAAGAAAAGAGAGGUGCUGGUUUCUAAUUUUCAAACUCGUUUAAAACACAAACCAGUAGAAACUAAAACCGAAACAAAGACAUCAUCUUCAGAACUUCAUACCAAAGUAAAGGAAAUGAAGUCUGAAGGAGACAAAUAUACUUCUAAUGGCGUUUCUAAACAGAAAAAACUAACACGAACACUAGAUAUUGAUAGAAAUGUGAGAAAACAUAAAGAUUCUUCCUCUCCAGAGCCUCAAUCUCCAAGAGGGUACCAGUCACCAAGGGGAACUAACUCUCCAACAGGGAGUAUGUCCCCAAAAGGUCUUCAAUCACCAAGAGGAAGCUUAAGUCCUAGAGACAGCACAGCUUCAGAACUUGAUGAAUUUAACGAAAUUCGUAAAAAUAUUUUCAAAAGGCGGGAAAGUAAUAAGGAUAUGGUCAUUGACCGAAGCCAUUCUUUAGAGACAACAAAACAGGCAGAUAAUUAUCCAUCUAAAAAAAUGACAGCUGAUUAUUUCAAAAAAUUAAAGAGUGACUUUGAACAUAUCGCUGCUGUGUCUGAUGCCAAACAGGGCAGAAAACCAAAGCUUCAAAAUGUGAAGACCAGUAGGACAUUUGAUGAACAAAAACAUUCAUUUGAAUCGCCAAGGUCACCUUCAUCACCGAAGUCUAAACUACAGACCUUGAAACGUUUACAGGACGAAGGUCAAAUACCAAAUGUCAGGGCCGUUUCUUCUGCUUUAAAUUUAGAGUUUGGAAGACCAAGAGCUGCUAGCACAGGUAGUAUUACUGCUGAUUUGUAUACUGAUAAUAUUUAUGAGGCCAUGGGUGAAGAGUAUCAUGAUUUUGAAGGAUUUGAGAAGUAUGAACCAAAGGCUUGGCCUGACACGGACAGUACCAGCUCUGAUAAUGAAGGGAUUUACGACUAUAUAAAAGAUACAGAUCCAAAAGGAAAAGUUGAGAAAAAAGUUCAAUCUAAAACCCCAGCCAGAAGAUAUGGUCAGAAAAGUUCUUCAGUAGGGAAGGGAACCAGUAGACCAAGUUUUAAUAAUAAAGACGAAGAUGUCAACCAUCAUGAUCCAAGUUCAUCAGAAAUCACAGAGGGUAGCAGUAAGGAGGGGACUAUGGAAAGUACUGAUGAGAGAUGUGGUGUAGAUGGUGAUAUAGAGUACGAUUCAGAUAGCAGUGGAAAUUCUGGAAUCUACGAACCUAUAAAUCCUGAUCAGAAAAAACGUCAGGAAGAGAAAUUGUCAAAUUUACCCCCUGAAUUACCGGCAGAUAGAAAGAAGAAGAAGAAAGACAAAGAUAAACAAGGCAAAACGUUUGGUUCUAAACUUAAGCAGAUGUAUAAGUCAAAACCAAAGGAUGGGGUCAAGGAUGGUAAAAAGACAAAAAUGAAACAUGUGACAUCAGACUCGGCUAUUCAAAGUCAAGGGUCAUCGGGCAUGCUUAAUAAACUAGGGAAAUUUUACAAGCGAGUGAAAUCUGAGAAUAAGAUGAUCAACGAGCAGAACGAACAAGAGGAAGUGGUUAUAUCUAGUAGUGAUUAUGACGGUAGUGAUACAAAUCCGAUUGAGGAAAACACGGAAAUAUUAGAGGAGGACAGUGACGGAAUAACUAUGCAUGACAUUGAUUAUAUUGAUGCUUCGUCAACAUUAGACAAUCUACCACAGCCACCACCCAAGGUGGAAGUGGAGCCACCAUUACCACCAAAACCACAAAAAGAUGAACCACCAAUCCCCCCACCACCAAGAACAGGUGAGACUGCUGUUCCACCACCUCCUUUACCACCAAGACUAAGUAUUGGUCCCAGUUCAAUACCAGAAGAUGACCUCCUCAGCUCACCACCACUGCCACCAAGGGAAAGAUUAUCCAUGACCUUUGACCUAGAUACAAUUGUACCAAUUUCACUAGGAAAGAAAUCUGAAGAUGGGAAAACUUGGCCUGGUGUUCGAGAUAGCUACCUCCAUGGUCAUCAUGUUAAAAGUGCAUCUGACCUCCAGGUUGGUGAUGAACCUGUGAAAAAUAACACAGAAGACACACCACCUCCUCGACCUAGCCCUCCAAUACACAGGAGGAAAAAAGGUAAAGAGGACUACAUUCUGCCUGACCCAGGAGUUGAUGAUAAAAAGUCUGAUGUUGUUAAUGGUAAACAGCCAUUGGACAAGAGGCCAUCAUCGGGGUAUUUAAGAUUUGGUGAUAUAUCAGGAGAAUCUAGCACUGAUAUACAAGCACCCUUCAGUCAUCUGUAUAAAUUCAAAAAUCAGUUAAAAGAUGACGACGAGGGCAAUCAACUCUAUAUUGAACUGAAUGAUGACAUGUUGUACGGUACAAUGGACCGAAGAUAUACGACCAAGUUUGAGUCAGAGCCUCUCUAUCAAGUUUAUAACAAGGAUAAAGUAACAAGAGCCAGUAGAAAGUUCACUCCUGCUAUUUCCAGUGAUAGUGAGGUUGAGUCGGGAGAUGAAGGAAUAUAUGAAGCAGUUGAUGAGAUUCUAGAGAAAGCUAAAGGUGACCAAUCAGUGCCAGAUAAACCUAAGAUGUCCACGUUGGAGAUGUUUGGUAAAACUGGGUCAGUACUCAGAGCUCUGUGGAGUGAAAUGCCAGAGGUUAAAGAAAGUGGAUUUUUAAAUUCAAUAUCAAGUCAAGAAAGGAAGAUACAAGAGUCCAUGUUUGAAAUCAUCACCUCUGAAGCCUCCUAUCUGAAGAGUUUAAAUAUUUUGAUUGACACAUUUCUGAAGUCACAGGAAUUUUCUGCAGAACUGUCUGAUAAAUGUGUCAUAAGUCGCCAAGAAAGACAUGUGUUGUUUUCUAACAUUGGUGCUGUUAGGGAGGCAAGUGAAAGUUUUCUAUCUGAUUUAGAAGCCCGAUGGCAGAAGUCCUGUUUAUUGUCUGAUGUCUGUGAUAUUAUUUACCUACAUGGUAUAAAUAAAUUUGAAUGUUACGUAUGUUACUGUGCCAACCAAACAUUCCAAGAACGAGCUAUUCAGGAACUUGUCAAACGACAGGAAUUUAAUGAGGCCUUAAGAAGAAUAGAGAGAAGUCCUGAAUGUCAGGGUUUACCGAUGACUUCAUUCCUGUUACUGCCGAUGCAGAGGAUAACACGAUUACCACUUCUUGUGGAUGCAAUUUGUCAUAGACUGUCUCCAGGGACAGAGAGACAUAAAUCUGCUUCCAGGGCAUUAGAUGCUCUUAGUAGGGUUGUGAAAAAAUGUAAUGAAGGAGCCAGAAGAAUGCAACAAACUGAACAAAUGUGUUUAGUGGUACAGAACUUAGAGUUCAAGGUCAAGGAAAUUCCUUUGAUAUCAGCUUCAAGAUAUCUGGUCAAACAAGGGGAGCUAACGAGACUAGUAACAGAGACAUCAAGUCGUCUCCCCUUUGGUAAAGGGAAACCCAGUAAACAAUCCAUUUACCUGUACUUAUUUAGUGAUUUAUUAUUAGUCAGUAAAAAGAAAGGAGUUAGAUUUUCCUAUCCUUUCACACCACAGAAUUUAAAUUUAUUGUUCAAUAACCAGUAUGUGGUGACAGACUAUGCAUUACGUAAUGCCCUCCAUGUUGAGAACGUAGACCACACAGACAAAUCACGCCAUCUUCCUCAGGGGGCACCCAGUGGGUGUAAAAACAUAUUUGUUGUUGUACUGCUAGAGAAUUACGAACACAGACAAGUGGAAUUAGUAUUGACUUGUAAAUCACCGAGUGACAAAUCUAGAUGGAUAGAUGCCUUAAGUCCUGUUACCAAGGAAACAGACAAUGAAAAGAUAUAUGAAGAGUGGGAUUGUCCCCAAGUACAGUGUACAAGGAAGUAUAUAUCUACAGAACCAGACGAGUUAACGUUAGAGGAAUCAGAUGUCGUCAAUGUGUUCAAGAAAAUGGCUGAUGGUUGGUAUGAAGGGGAGAGAAUCAGAGAUGGAGAAAGGGGCUGGUUCCCUGCCAACUGUACAGAGGAGAUCGUCAACUCUCAUGUCCGAGCCAGAAAUCUGAGAUUAAGAUAUAGACUGCUAGCUGCUUCAGAGGAAUAUUCUUCUUACAAUAACAUGGUUUCAAAAGCAUAAUUAAGAAAUAUUGUAAAGAUAGUGUCUUAUCUGAUACUUCAUAUAUAUGAGAUUGAUCCAGUAUCAGUAUAUGAUCUGUUAAGUACCAGUUCAGUUUCUGUAAUACUUUUAACAUUUGAAUUAAGAUUUUCACGGCUUUUGCGUUGAAAAGCACUAUCAAAUUUGAAAUGAUAUUUAGAGAUAAGGCUAAUGCAUAAUAAAAGAUAAAUUGUAUAGGUGUUGGCUAAACCUGAUUACCCUUUUGUAUUUCAUUGACAGAAAACAAGGUAACUUCUAAACAAUUUUAAGGAUAAAUUAUGAAAAAUGUGGAAUUAUUGUAUUAGCUUUUGCAGUUUUAAUUUGUGAUCUUUAUUGAAUAUAAAAUUGUGUUACAUCGAAAUCUGUUUGAUUAAAGAAAAAUGUGCAUUUGGUUUUUUUUUAAAGUUUAUUUUAAAUUUAUUUAUCUAGACUUGUUAAACAAUUUAUUUUAUUUGGUUUUAUAAAAUUUUUGAAUUUUACUAUGUUUGGAAUAUCUUAUAUUUGUAGAAUAAUGCUCCAUAAAAAGAAAAUUUAAAAGACUACUGUUUUAUAUUCUCAUAGUGCCAUAUGUUGGACCAUUUUAUACAGAUCUAUUAUGAUUUACUAACCAAUGGAACCUUUACAUCUUUAAAAUGUUUUUUUUAAAUGAUGAGUAAUUCACACUCUUCAGAUGCUCUUGUUUAUUUAUUAAGAAGUUAAUCAAAACCUAGCAUAAUUUCCAUUGUUUUCAAUUUUAGGAAAUUUAAACCACAAUUUUGAAAACCAAUUAACUGAGCAGAAACAUUCAAUAAUGGAAUAAAAGAAUAUAAAUAUGUUAACAGUAUGAUUUAGUAUCUUUGUAAUAUUGAAAUAUGGGUAUAUGUAUUGCUUAACCUUGAAACGUAAAAGCUUAAUGAAUUAUUAAUGUGUAAAUCAUUUCAUAUAAUUUAAACAUGCUUUCUGUGCAAAUGAUAUAAGUAAUAAUGUAUUACAAUAUUUUGUUGAUGGUUCCUUGUUUAGCCUUUAGGGUAACAGUAUCUGGAAACUUUUUUUACAGAAGUUUGAAUAAGGACUUAUUUAAAAUAGCAAUAAUUUGUGUCCAGGGGUACAAAAUAUUGUGAAUAUUUUGCUUUUUUCUAUUUAGAUUGUACAGUUAAAACAUGAGAGUUGAAUAUUCAAUAUCAUCAUAUUUCUGAGCAUUCACCAUUGCAUAGGACAACGGACAUAUUUUAGAGUAAAUCUUUGUGUUAUAAUUUUUUAUACUCAAGAAAUGAUAUUUUGUUGUAACAUAUCAUGGUGCUUAUAUAUUUAUAUCUGGUCACAUAUUUUUUGUUAUUAUGAGUUUGUUUUUACAUAUCUUGAAAUAGAAGACCUCCAAAAUGAUAUUGCUAGUAUUUUCAUAUCAAUGAUAAGUAAUUAAGAGACAACUCAUAUACCAUUGGAUGUUACAGCUAAUUUCCUAAUGCAUGAAGAGCAAGACUUUGGUUAGCUUGUUGAUUUGUUUGUAUGUUGUACAAUUAAUUGAAAUUAGGAUAACAUUCAAUCAAAUUUAGAUAUGAUAUAUACAGGUUAAAAUAUGCAUAAAGUUAUUACAAACAUUGUUUGAAGAUGUCAAAGCUUGAAUAAGUUUUAUACAAACAGAGCAAGAACGCCUACCAAAGUUUUACUCUACAAGCAUUUGGAAAUAAACUGUAAACUUUCAAGAAUGUAUUCUAUUUUGUUCAUUUCUUUUUGUGUAAAGGAUUAUAAAACUGGUUGUGAAUUAAAGAGGAACAUAUAUGUAUACUCUCUAACUAAGAAGAUACAUAGUCUAGAAACAAAUGGGCACAUUAUUAUAUUGGGAGCAAUUAUAUUUUAUUAAUACAGACCAAACUGUUGAUCAGUGAUUUUUACAUGGUGUGUAUUUGUCAGUUUUGACCAUUCCAAAGCUUCUGCAUUUACUGUUAUGAGGUAUACAAAUGGUUUAUCUCUUAACUAAUGCUACAUUAUAACUAAACUUAUCAUCCAAGUACAAUAUUGUAUAUAGGAAACUUUAUCAUCCCAAUUCAUAAUUGCUGUAUGGCUGCAUUUAUAAUACAUGUAUCAAUAAAUUGAUCAUUUUAAUGUGAACUACAUUGUAUAGAAAUUGACCUUAUGCAAGUGAUCGUAUACAUGUACAUUUAUAAUUGAUUUUGAAAUAUCAGAAUACGAAGUAAAAGAAGAAUUUUUGUAUGUUUUAUAAGGUUCUUUUUUAUUACCUCAAUUUUAAAACAGUUACAAAAUUUCUGAAGAGAUUUUUUCAAUAUAUGUAAACACAGUUGUGGAUUCAGAAAUUCUUAUAAGGGGGACACACUGACUGACUCCGGUCAUUCUUCAGUGAUUCAUUAUAUAAUCAACCCAAUUUUUUCCACAGAAGGAGGGGGUGCCUUCUGGGAUACCCUCUAAAUUUGCCUCCAUAACAGAUAUAUUGAUAUUUAUUCUCAUAUUCAUCACAGCUCAUAUUAUUGCAUUUAGGUAUAAAGCUUCAAAUAUCAAUGCAUUAUUGCAUUUAAGGUAAUUAUUGGCAUCAUAUGCAUUGAGCUUGUAUAAAACAAACAAUUGAAAACAAGAUUAGAUAUGUGUAAAUACAAUUUGUAUAAAUUAUUGUUGUCAUUUAAUAUACUACUAUAUGUAUUGGACUAUCCUAUUUAUUUUACUUGUUUUUGUAGAAUUCCAAUGUUUGUUAGUUUAAGAAUGUAUAAUUAAAGUGUUUUCUGUGUUUUAAAGUGUAAUCUAGAAAACAAAUUGAAUUUAAGAUUUUAAGAUUAUUCUUACCAAUGUGAUCAGACUGGUUUACCUUAAAUUAAUCAACAUUUCAUCUUUCAAAAUAAUUACCUCGAUAUUGGUCCUGUUGCAAUGUUAAUUAUAUAACAUGUAAAGACAUGAUUCUUAACCUCUAAUAGAUAACUUUCAAGUUUGAUACAUUCCUGUCAAAAACAGUUGAAAGGCAGUUUUUGUCAGCACCAGCCACCCAGACAAUUUUAAUUGAGAAUUAUAGUGCAUUAUAGUAUUUCUGGAAUAGCCCUAAGUGGUUCAUUGUACGAUUAAUUCGGCUAAUCUAAUUUAGUCAAUAGUCCAUUACAUAUAGUAUACAUUUCUCUGUUGUUACAGUUUGUAAAACUACUUUCAUUUUCCCAUGUGUCAAAUGUUGUUUUACUUUUUGUUGCUGUUGUUAUAUCAUUGUUUUUUAUGAUCAUCCUUUUUAUUCCUAAACUUGCAAUAUGUAAAAUAAGUAUAUGUCAUGUGAUAUGUGAUUGAUUUAUGUCAUGUGACAUGUGGUUGAUCUAAUGUCGUGAUAUGUGAUUGAUCUAUGUCAUGAUAUGUGAUUGAUCUUAUGUCAUGUGAUGUGUGAUUGAUUUAUGUCAUGUGACAUGUGGUUGAUCUAAUCUCAUGUGAUAUGUGAUUGAUCUAUGUCAUGUGAUUGAUCUAAUGUCAUGUGAUAUGGGAUUGAUCUAAUGAUAUGUGAUUGAUCUUAUGUCAUGUGAUGUGUGAUUGGUCUUUAUCAUAUGGUAUGUGAUUGAUCUAUGUCGUGUGAUAUGUGAUUGAUCUAAUGUCAUGUGAUAUGUGAUGAUCUUUGUCAUUUGAUAUGGUUCGAUCUGUAUCAUGUGAUAUGUGAUUGAUAUGUGUCAUGUGAUAUGUGAUUGAUCUAAAUGUCAUGUGAUUGAUCUGUGUCAUGUGAUAUAGUUUGAUCUGUGUCAUGUGAUAUGUGAUUGAUCUACAUCACAUGAUAUUUGAUUGAUCUAAAUGUCAUGUGAUAUGUGAUUGAUCUCUGUCAUGUGGUGUUUUGUUGAUGCUUUUAGCCACGAUUUUGUUCUGUUAAGAUUAUCAUUCCUCGAUUAUGAUUGUACAUACGAUAUAUGUAAACUAUUAUGGUCCUAUAUGUUCAUAAUAAUGCUAAAAAUUGAUUAGUAAAUCAUUAAAAGUCUUAUUAGUCUAUCAAAUUCAUCAAACUUCUUUUCAAAAUUGAAGCCUUGAGAGAGCUUGUCAUUGAAAUUGGCUACUUGGUUUUCUCUUUUAUUGAUAUCACUUUUAACAGGACCCGUGCAUAUUCCAAAUUUCCCAGGAUUUGUGGUAUUCAAUAUUUUUUUAUUUGAAAAUGUUAUUAGGUAUGGUAUAUCAAUUACUACUAGAAGAAAUCAGAGUUCUUGAAUAAGGCAUAUAUUAGCCAUAGGGCUGCUUAGUUCAGGGUUACAUUUGUAAAAUUCAGCAUAUUUUCAUUAAGUAUGUGAUAAAAACUCUAUAAAUAGAUAGAAAUUAAUGUUUCAACUAAUACAACUAUGUGCAAUAUUGAAUAUUUUAACUUGAAUACUUGAGAAGUGUUUGACCAAUCAAAUGUUUCUUCACUCUAUCAAAUCAAGUAGGAAAACAAAAAACUGACCAUUUUCAUUUACUAUAAAUCAUGCAUCAUAGAACAUUUUAUAGAAUAUAAGAAUAUUUAUUGCUAAAUGUAAUCUAGCUUGAAUUAUACGUAUUUUAGUCAAUACAAUAAUAGCAAGAAAGAUUAUAACCCAGUUACACAGAAGCUUUUGUACACAUGCUAUUAAACAUUUUUGUAUAAGAAUGUUUAACUUCGUUAUGUAUCUUUGAAAUCUAUAAAAGUGGCUGAAAUAAAACACAAAAUAGAAAUUUACUUUUCCUUGUUGUCUAAUAUAAAGAAAACUAUAUACAUUUGUAUAUAUAUAUACAACUCGUCUAAACAUCAACCCAACAAUGUUAGAUCUGUAAAUUUGCUUUCGCAAAUUUUUUGUUCUUCCCACGCCGAGAUUCGAACCCAUGCUACUGAGAUUUAUAUAUACAGGAGCCUACAUUUUAAGACAUCUAAAAUACUAACUUUGAUACACUGAUAAAUGGCUGAUAACAUCCUAACAAAUUAAUUUUCAAAAUUUGUUACCAUUACAAGUUCAAAUAUUUUACAUUUGGUUUACAACAAUGAAAAUGUGUUUGUACUUAUGCCUUUUUGUCAAGGUUAUUCAAAGGUACUACCACUUUGUUAUGCCAUGUUACAACAAAUGGUUAUUUGACAUUCCGCUUUGCGUACCAUGUAUUUGUGUAUUACUAUAAUUUGCUAUUACAUAUCAGAUGUUUAACUAUUGCCAUCCAGCUGAUGAGUUCAAAAACUGCAAUUUUUUAUCGUAGAACAAUUAAAAUUUAUCGUUCAUUUUAAAUAAUAUUAGCAGUACCAUAUUUACUGCUCCAAAUGUUUAUUUUGAGCCUCAUUUCAUACUCUUCUGAUAUCUAGAUAUUAUAGCAUCAUUUAAAACCUGCAGUAGAAACUUAUUUCACUAUCUUCAUCUGAACUGUAAAUUGUUAUUUUGCUCUAUUUAUGAAACAUUUGUGAAUUUUUCAUUUCAAUUUUGCAAUAAAAUAUUAUACUUAUUGAA